AUGGCUGUCUCAGCAGCACUGCGAUUCAUCAAUGCGUUCCCUGAAGCAACGAGUUGGUCGGUGACAAUAUUGACUGAGGACUGCGAGCAGGGCUCUGACAAGAGCCGAGCCAUCGUACAACGACCGGCUCUGCCAACAAACGCACUCCGAGCUAAUGUGGAGCGUUGGCUGAGACAGCCACAGACCCACUUUUUCGUGAGACCGCAGCUUUCAACCUUGGUGCUGGUUGAUUUGGACUGCUGCAACGUGCCGCUGGACAAGCUCGUGGCACUCAAACCGAGAGCAUUGACGAAAACCAGUGCUCCCAGUAACUUCCAGUUGUGGCUCACUCUCUCCGACUCCAUGAGGGCUAAGUCCAGUCUGGUUGUGGCACGUGAGCUGACAGCCUCUUUGCAAGGCGACAUGAAUGCCUGCACAAGCUCCCAGCAAGGACGCUUACCGGGCAGUACCAAUGUGAAGCCAGACAAAGGUGACAUAGUGGAGCUCGUGCUGGCCGAAACACAGCACAUGGACGAGGCGACAUACUUGAGCAUGACGCCUACCCCGAAGCUCCGGUUUGACCCUGUGCAGGACGAAGUGGCUGUCGGAAGCCUGCCCGCGGCCAGACCUCCCGUGUCAGACAACUCGGCGAAAGAUUGGGCAAUGUGCUGUGUCUUCCUCGAAACGCGGCCACAUGUGUCACUCGAAGACGCAAAGAAGGCUUUGUCUGGUCGCUUUCUUGCCAGACGGCCCAACCAGACCUACUACGAGAACCUCACUCUCGAGAAAGCUUGGCAACGCGUCCGGCGCCUUCCAGACCGUCCAGAACUUCUUGAGCCAGACGUGAAGCGCUUGCUGGCCCAAGAGCUCCAGAAACGCUUCCCGGACCAGCCUACCAGCAAGAAGUGCGCUACUUGCGAGCAAGUAAAGGCUUCUCGCGUCUGCUCCGUCUGCAAAACCGACAUGCCGAGAGACAAGUACAGCACCUCGCAGUGGGCCUUGGGCGAAGCUGGUAAAUGUACGUCCUGCGCUGCUGCAGCUUCUGUGGCAGCUGUGCGCGGGAAAGACUCCCAGCCGAAGAAAGAAAAGCUCUGCAGUGCCUGCGGUGCUUUACGGGGGUCUGGCAACUUCACCGUCUCGCAGUGGCAACAGCCAGAUAGCACGCGCAAGUGCAAGGACUGCACUUGCGCCAGCCAGGCUACUACCUCCAAAGUCUGCGUCGUCUGUCAGGAAGACAAACCGAAGGAAUGCUUCGCCAAGUCCCAGUGGCAGAAGCCACUGAAAAUCGGCAGCACUUGCAAGGACUGCUGUCGCACGAGGCUGCAGCAGGGCCAGGAUGACUCUGUCAACAACCACACCGGCCAGCAUGGAACGGGUGCCGAAGAGUCACUCUGGCCUCGAGAUGCUGACAAGGCUACGGCCGUGCGCUUCAUCAUGGCGGCUGACGACGACGUGCUCCCGUCAACCGACCUCAAAGCGUACCAGGCUGUGCAAGCUACGAUGGGCCGUGCAGACUGGACUGCGCUGCGUAUGCAGCCCGACAGCAGCGGCAUCUCAGUGCCCGACAAGAUCAACUACCUCUACCAAGCACACCUUGACCUGUGCCACCUCAGAGGACGUGCUGGCAUCGUUUCGGCUCUGAAAAGCGAAGGUCUGAACUGGUGCAAUAUUUCCUUGGACGCUUCCUGGUGCGUCGCAAGGUGCGAGCAGUGUCGCGCCAGAACAACGAGGCAGUGCAUCAGGCCACAGUCACGACACCUACCGACACCAGGACUAGCAGGUCAGGUGGUCGGCGUGGACCUCAAGAGAGUGACCCCGCACGAUACCUCCCCUCGCUGGUGCAUGCUCGUCUGCGUGGACUUUGCCACGUGGCGUGUUUCUGCUUGGUCACUCGAUGAUGGCGCCGCAACCGUCGGCAACGUCCAGGGAGUCUUGAUCAGGUAUUUCCAAGACUUCGACCUUCCCAUCUGCGUUCACUCUGACAACGGCUCUCAGUUUACCAGUGUCAUCUCCGAGGCACUCAAGCGGGCGAUUGGCCUUCGCAACCGGACGAUCCCACCGGGUCAUCCGCAGAGUAACGGCUUGACGGAGUGCAUGAAUCGUGUGCUUGACUAUGCUCACGGAGGGGUCCGGGAGAGAUUGCAGGCAGCAGUGCUUGCAUACAACUCCGCACCUCUGCAGAAGUUCGGGGUGGCGCCCGAAACUCUUUGGUGGGUGAUGCGGCCCUUGGAAUCUCGAUGGCGUAAUGUGGGCCUCAGGCAGAUCCUGUCUGAAGAGGCAGAGAUGACAGAUGAGCAGUGGCUCGACUUCCUGCGCAAGGAUCAAGCAUUGGGACCAGAGCAUUACAAGAAGAUGGCGGACGACUUCCAUGUCAGAUUACAGCCCAUUCAGGCUGCCGUCGAGAACGCGCAUAUGCGGGCAGCACUCAAGAAAGAUAUCGCAUGCAAGCGCAAACGAGCAGCUGUGGAUGUCAUCCUCGUGACCGGAGACAGGGUCAUCGCAAAAAAUUCCCAGUACACCAGUAAGUCUGGCGGGGGUAAAUUCCUUUGUCGGGCCGGACGGGUUCGUGACUUCGUGGUGCUCGAGAACAGCGCCGGCAGUGUGAAGCUCCAAGCAAACGAUACAGGAGAAGUGCUCGUGAGACAUGAGGGAGACUUGAAACUUUUGCCCAAAGCUCAGCCUCCAGAACCUGCAAGCACUCCUCUCGAGAGACCGCAGAAGCGCAUCCGAAGCAAGGGCCCCUCCGGUGCCUGA
This is a messenger RNA of Symbiodinium natans, 2733 nucleotides long. The record is from the annotation of a GenBank genome assembly. NCBI's taxonomy places the organism in Eukaryota, Dinophyceae, Suessiales, Symbiodiniaceae.